Paramecium pentaurelia is the source of this 469-nucleotide messenger RNA. Lineage: Eukaryota; Ciliophora; Oligohymenophorea; Peniculida; Parameciidae. The record is from the annotation of a GenBank genome assembly.
AUGAUGAUUAAUGGAAACGAAUAAAAUCAAUAGAUUUAUGAGAGAAUUCAAUUAUAAAUCGAAUAUUUGUUUGAAGGUGUAAGAAAGAAUUUAUAUGGAAAUGGCCUAGAAUUAAAGAUUUUUGAUCGAAUGAAACAAAUACAAAUAAAGUAUACGUUUAUAAUACAUAAUUAGAAUUUACAGAAUAACAAAGAUAGUAUUUUUUAUACGAUAAAAUGAAUGUUACUAAUCGUCCUGAUUGUUAUGAUAAACCAUACUUUUAUCAUAUCUACUGAAAUUUAUAAAGGUUUUCAUCAAUAUUUAUGAUAAAGAAGGAGUCUAAAUUUUAAGAGAUAUUUUUAUUUCUUACCAAUUUGAGGAAUUCUUUUAGAAUUGCACACACAAUUUAAAAUAUAUAAUUACUAAUACAGAACAAAAUAAAGAAGGAUUUUAUGCUAAAUUGAAAAGAUAUUUAUAAUUCAAUAAUUGA